AAACAACCACCAACUAAACACAUCACAUAAUUAAUUCCCCACCCCUUAAAAACUACCUCAACACAUGAAAACUCCUAUUUAAAAACCCAUAAAAACCCACAUCUUCCCCACACCCCAAAACUCUCAACUCCCCCAAAAAAAAUGUCAGCCCAAUUCAUCGAAAAACACCGUGAAGGUGCAGAAAUAUACACAGGUGCACAAAUUUGCAAGCAAAAAUCAUUAGAACUUUUAUUAGAGAUCAACAUGCCAAAUGGUCUUCUUCCAAUGGAUGACUUUGAAGAAGUUGGGUAUAAUCGGUCAACCGGGUUCGUAUGGUUAACCCAAAAAAAACCGGUUCAACACAAGUUCACCAAGAUAGGGAAACAAGUAUCUUAUGAUACUCAUGUUACUGCUUUUGUUGAGAAUCAAAGGAUGAAAAAACUUCAUGGUGUUAAAGCUAAAGAACUUUUGAUUUGGAUUUCACUUAAUGAAAUUUACAUUGAUGAUCCUGCUUCUGGUAAAAUUACCUUUGGUACUCCUACUGGUAUUUCACGUUCUUACCCGAUUUCUGCUUUUGAAGAGGAGAAGAAAUGAACAUAAUAUGUACAUCAUCAGCUAGUAACGUUACGCCCACGCAACGACACCAUUUAUCUAAAAUCCUGGAUCCGCCCCUGAACAUGAUCAUAAGUUGCUAGCUGUUUAACAGAGGAUGUUUAGAUGUGAUCUUAUAUGUUGUUUUCAAGUUAAAAGAGUAAUUGUAUGUUUUUAUGUUUUUGACUUUUACUAAUUUAUGUGAUCAGAUUGUCAAUCAGAACAUUAGUAGUUCUAUGUUUGGCUAUAAGGGCCAUUUCGUUGAAUAAGAUAUAUGAAAUCUACGAUUGUAUUGGA
This is a messenger RNA of Beta vulgaris subsp. vulgaris (sugar beet), 867 nucleotides long. RefSeq lists its product as hypothetical. Lineage: Eukaryota; Viridiplantae; Streptophyta; Magnoliopsida; Caryophyllales; Amaranthaceae. The record is from RefSeq and is a predicted model, not a curated record. The transcript has a single exon. Bases 142 to 573 code for a protein of 143 amino acids.